Haliotis rubra (blacklip abalone) is the source of this 2173-nucleotide messenger RNA. RefSeq names its product zinc metalloproteinase dpy-31-like. Gene Ontology annotation, molecular function: zinc ion binding; metalloendopeptidase activity. The transcript is spliced from 16 exons. The record is from RefSeq and is a predicted model, not a curated record. Gene Ontology annotation, biological process: proteolysis. The coding region runs from base 284 to 2140 and encodes 618 amino acids. Lineage: Eukaryota; Metazoa; Mollusca; Gastropoda; Lepetellida; Haliotidae.
UGAAUGGUCAGAAGAUCGUCAUCCGCCCAUCCCCAACACUGUAUAUAUAUUGGGUGUGAUUAUCCCAUCAGCAGUAGUGGGACGCAAGUCAGUGAACAAUGGUACUCUGCAGCAUAUGGGUGUUUGUGGUGCUGCUGGUUGGCGGUGCUGCAGCCGAAGAUGAAGAUGGUAAUGUCACCAUGAGCACAGAUGUGCGUCGCAUGGUAGGUCAGACCAUCAGCAUGGGGCCAAUGAUGAACUUGACCGGUCUGCAGCUGACUCUGGGGGGGGAGUGCCACUCAACAUGACGGGAUUCACACUCACGUUUAACGACGCGCUAAUACUCGACAGCAUUAUCCGAGGAAGAUCAAUCGUGGACCUGCUAUACAUAGCAUGCAAAGUGGCAGAAAUCGAAGGAAGGAUAGCAAGCGCCCUCAGUCUGCCGCUUACAAGCAUCGCAAUUGAAAGUAUAUUCGACCCUUCGGACGACAUUCCUCUUGAUCGUGCCGAUGUUGACGCUAUAAUAGGAGAUCUGAAUGACGAUCCUACAAUCCUUGAGUUCCUGAGAAAUUCUACUUCCGUUCUGGCCAGAAGGAAACGGAAAGCCCUGGUCGAUUUAAGAUGGCCUGGCACCGUGAUUCCUUACCAGAUCACAUCCGACUUCAACUUGUUCCCAGACAGUAGGCAGGCCAUACUGGACGGCAUAGCUUACUGGGAGAACGAGACGUGCCUGGACUUCCAAGACGUUGGUGCUGCCGCGGGAUCAAAGAUGGUGUUCAGGCGACUUGUUGGGUGCUGGUCCUUCCUGGGUAUGAAACCUUAUCCUCAGACGAUAUCCAUUGGUGCCGGCUGCAAUCAGAGAGGGGUUGUAGCCAGAGAGAUUGGCCAUGCUCUGGGAUUCGUGCCAGAGCAUCAGAGACCAGACAGAGACCUAUAUUUGAACAUCAACUGGAGCAACGUGCGUCCUGGCAAGCUUCACAAGUUCCUCAGAACCACCUGGAGACGCAUCGUAACGCUGGGCGUUCCUUACGACUACUCCUCCCUACUGCACUACGGGGCAUUCAUGUUUUCCAACAAUGGACAGAAAACAAUCUCCGGGAGGGAACCUGACGUUGACAGGACUUUUGGAUUCAGCAAAGCUCUCUCCUUCUACGAUGUGAAACUUGCAAAUUUAUUAUACUGUUCAGGCAGUUGCCCAGGAGGACUCGAGACAUCAAUGUGCAUGAAGGACGGUUACAGGAACCCCAGGAACUGCUCCUACUGCAAGUGCACUAAUGGUCUGACAGGAAGAUACUGCAUGUCGGUGGAACCUGGAAGGAAUACUAACUGUAGUUCGACAUCUUUGGUGGCGACACCGGUGUGGCAAACGUUGACCUCCCCUGGCCACAACACCACGGGGUACACAGCGUUCUCUGCAUGUUCUUGGCUUAUAACGGCACCCAACAACACAGCCAUUACGAUACGCUUCAGUGGAUCAUUUGACUUUCCUUGUCAAAGUCCUUGCAUGGACUUCGUGGAAGUCAGGUUUACUGAUCUGGCCAGAACCGGGCCAAGAUACUGCUGCUCAGCGCGCCCCCUACAGUACUUCCGGUCCCAUGGGAACGAAGCUCUGAUCCUGUUCAAGGCCAACUCUAGUUUGAGUCGAAAUGGAUUUGCCCUCGAGUACAGGACAGAACCUUGUGGAGGUUGUUCCGGCAAUGACUCAGUACAGCCGUGUUUGGAGACACAGAGAUUCAAUUGUCCAGGCGUCUUCACCGGCAACUGCAACUUCUGGGGCUUCACUCGCUGUACAAAUCGUAGACGGAAUACAUGCUACCGAAUAGCACAGUCCUGUUGUGAGGGAUACAGACUCAUCAACAAUACUUGUUACCGUAUUCUAUCGGAUUGGACGGCUUGGUCAACCUGCAGCACUACAUGUGGUGGGUGUGGCACUAGGACCAGGACAAGGACAUGUAUUCGUCCUCCAUGCAGUGAGCCAUUAAGCGAGACGGAGAGAUGCAACACUCAGGUAUGCUCGGGGAUCCCCGUGUCCAGUACCUGUUCCUUCAGGUUUCGAUGCGGAUGGUGGUUCUUUAGAAGACAAUGUACCAGGUACUCCAUUUGCUACAGACUCGACAGAUGCUGCUCUGGACGAAUCGAGCGGAAUGGCUUCUGUAACUGAAGAUACCAUGACUGUCUCUUUCUGAAUAAAAAC